Molecule: messenger RNA, 779 nt
Organism: Tarenaya hassleriana
Lineage: Eukaryota; Viridiplantae; Streptophyta; Magnoliopsida; Brassicales; Cleomaceae
Product: putative invertase inhibitor
Exons: 2
Coding region: 93-647 (184 amino acids)
Molecular function (GO): enzyme inhibitor activity
Source: RefSeq, a predicted model, not a curated record
UAUAUAUGUACACACACACACGCAUAGAUAAACGAAGUUCAUACACUUAAAUCACCAUCUUAGUUCUUUUUUUUUUUUUACCACUCAAAAGAAUGAGAUCACCCUUCUCAAUCUCCCUCUCAAUUCUCGGCCUCUUCUUAUUCACCUCUUCUCCCACGACCUGCAACGACGACGACAUUGUUCAGGAAACAUGCAAUAAAUGCUCAAGGAACGACCCUAACAUCGAAUCCCGCUUGUGCAUAGCCGCCCUCGGCUCGGACCCUCGGAGCCCCCGUGCCCAUCUACCCGACCUCGGUAAGAUCUCCAUCAAUCUUCUACGUCACAACGCCACAAACACGAGAAGGUACAUAAGAAAACUCCUAAGGAACAAGAAGCUUGAACCCAUGAUGAGAUCUUGCUUGGCGGAUUGUCUCGAUCUUUAUUCAGACGCCAUCGUCACUCUCAAGCAAGCCCGUCAGGAUUACAUGGAAAGGCGUUACAGUGAUGCGAACAUUGAUGUGAGCUCUGUGCUCGAUGCCUCUGUGACAUGCGAAGAUGGGUUUAAAGAGAGAAGGUUCAUCGUUUCGCCAUUGUCGGAGAGGAACAACUUCACUUUUCAGUUGUCGGCAAUUUCGCUCUGCGUUAUAAAUAUGCUCCUCUCUGACUGAGUGUAUACUAAUUAUAUAGUAUCGUAUAGAUUCCUCUUCUUACAUGUGAUUCAUAACCCAAAACUGUCGGGAUUUAGUAAAAUGAAAGAAAUACAUGUAACAUACAAAUUUAUAGUUUCUCUCUGUUUUUCC